Sphaeramia orbicularis (orbiculate cardinalfish) is the source of this 1265-nucleotide messenger RNA. RefSeq names its product probable E3 ubiquitin-protein ligase ARI7. The record is from RefSeq and is a predicted model, not a curated record. NCBI's taxonomy places the organism in Eukaryota, Metazoa, Chordata, Actinopteri, Kurtiformes, Apogonidae. Bases 32 to 820 code for a protein of 262 amino acids. The transcript is spliced from 4 exons.
UGGAAAGUACCGGUGUUUCCACAGAACAAACAUGGGCUCCAAAGAGAAGACUUACAACCCCUGGGACCCCACCAUGACAUUCGUGGACAGGGAGGAUGAGCUGGACUUUGAGUGCAUCGGAUACACGUCCCCACGCGCCCUCAUGUCCUGUGGUCACGCGGUCACACCCAUGUCUCUGACCAGCUGGUGUCGUCGGCUGUUGGAAGAGGGUCAGUAUAAAUUUGUGUGUGGCCAUCCAAACUGUAAAGAGUGGUCAUAUGAGGAGGUUCGCAAGAUGGCUCUUCUGACCCCUGAGGAGACAAAAUACUUUGAAAAUCAGCUGUUUGAAAAUGCUGCCAAGAGUUACAUGGAUGUCAAAUGUUGUCCUGGGUGUAACUAUGAAACAGUGAGAACCAACUGUGGGAAUCUGUGUGUCAAAUGCACAGUGUGCACGGUGGUGAAGAAAAGGGAUUUUCACUUCUGUUGGCAGUGUCAGAAGGAGUGGACGGGUUCUGUCCGUUCUGUCUCAGACCACUGUGACAACAGAGGAUGCACCAACGAGCAGCUAGAACUGCUGAGAACCUGUAAGGAGAUCACCUUCCAAGAUGUGAAGGGCGUCACUGGAUGUCCCACUGUCCGUGCAUGUCCCACCUGUGGUGAACUGGUGGAGCAUAACACCACAAAAUGCAAAAAUAUAGUCUGCAGCCAGUGUAAGGUGGAGUUCUGCUUUAUCUGCUUGAAACUCACUACAGAGUGUUUGCAGACAAGCAGACAUUUUCAGCCAUGUUCCAGUGGGGUGGCCCCCAGACAGACCUCCAUACCAGUGAGGUCCAGUAAAUAAUAUAAACGCUGUCAGACUUAGAGUUAAUUUGUUGAAAAUAACAGAACUUCUCUUAUGUGUGGUUAAGUAAUGUAAACAACAGUACUACUUAUGUGUACUAUAUAUUAUUCCUCUUUUUUUUUUUUUAUCAUUGUAGACUUUUAAUAUCAUUACAUUUAUGCAGACAACACAUACUUCACAACCAUAUUAAGACACAUAAGUAUAAGCAGCAACUGUGGUAACAUCAUUGUAACAUCCUUUCUUGUAACUUAUUCAUGACAAUAAAAUGUGUUCUUAUAUAAAAAAUAUCCUGCACAGAAGAAUGAUGAGAAUAGAACAAGUAGGACCAAGGGUCCUGUAGUCCAACAGCAUAUUUAAAGACAUCAAUUGACAUUUGUUUGACCUUUCAAGGUAACUCAAGGUCAAAGGUCAUGGCACUAAAUGAAAGCCCAUAUGUGACAUCCUA